Molecule: messenger RNA, 6148 nt
Organism: Melanotaenia boesemani (Boeseman's rainbowfish)
Lineage: Eukaryota; Metazoa; Chordata; Actinopteri; Atheriniformes; Melanotaeniidae
Gene: dennd3a
Product: DENN/MADD domain containing 3a
Exons: 30
Coding region: 196-3981 (1261 amino acids)
Biological process (GO): regulation of Rab protein signal transduction
Cellular component (GO): cytoplasmic vesicle
Molecular function (GO): protein binding
Source: RefSeq, a predicted model, not a curated record
ACCAGCGGCAAACCUGUGUGUGCUGGUUAUGAAUCACAGCAUGCAGUGAAGUAUGUGCCAGCUAUGAAAUCACAGCGGUGUGUUUUUUUAAAGACUGAAGUCGCUUUAUGACAGUGGACUGGAACCGUGUUAGCAGGCUCACCAACCGCCUUGACCGUGUAGAGUGGAAAUGAUCGUGUGUAUGCGUUUUAUGUGAUGGCAGAGCUCCCGUCUGGACUGCUGGAGGCAUGUGUCGUGGUCGGAGCCCCCAGUGAUAAGCUUCGAGACAUACAACAUUUUCAGGGGAAGUCAUAUGAGCCCCCUCUACUGGAAGCUGAGGUACUGCAGGUUCAUGCCCCGCCCUUUGUUUCCAAGGAGACUAACUCAAGCCAUGUGAUUGGUCCAGCUUUCAGCCGCGUCCAGAAGAGGAGGAGCUUUAUCAAAAAAAAAAGACGACCUAAAGAGACAGAGAUUAAUGGAGAAUCAACUAAUCGAGCUGAGGUGUCAUCAGCAACAGAGGACAUCAGUGUUCCAAAGGAUCUGGAUCUCAUUGCUUUGCCACAGCUCUGUUUUCCUGGUGGUCUUCAGUUAGCCACUGAGCAGAAAGAGGACAGUUAUCACUUCCUGGUUUUUACCGACUUGUUUGGCAACCGAACCCAUGGAGCUGUUGUGCAGUACUACAGAGCUGUACAGUCUUGCCAAGAGGGUGUUGUUCAAAAUGGCCAUAGAUGGAACUCCAAGUCUCGCCUCUUUGUACCCUUUGCUGUGUGCAUCAUCUCCAAGUUCCCUUACUACAAUGCCUUGAAAGACUGCUUGUCAUGUUUGCUAGUCCAGUUGCGGACUGCACGACAAUCUGACUUUGAGGACACAGUCAAGGAGUUUUCAGCCAAGCUUUCCCUGGUGCCCUUACCCCCUCCUGGACAGCUACAUGUGUCUUUCAGUCUUCGUCCUCUUCAAGUGGUUCUCCCAUCCAGAGAAGAUCAGGACAGCCCUGUUAUUGACCUUGACCUUCAUCUACCACUCCUCUGUUUCACUCAUACAACACUGCUCCAGGUGCUCUCCUGCCUCCUUCAAGAACAGAGGAUGGUCUUCUUUUCCUCUGACUGGGCCAGACUCACUCUGGUUGCAGAGAGUCUGCUACUGUACCUGCAGCCGUUGUCUUGGCAGCAGCCUUAUGUUCCUGUCCUGGCAAGAGGAAUGUUAGACUUCCUGAUGGCGCCUACUGCUUUCCUGAUGGGCUGUCAUAUAAGUCAUUUUGAAGAGGUUGCUGCAGAGACAGAGGACCUAAUCCUUGUUAAUCUUGAUGAUGGCACCAUUCAGCCGUUGUGGUCUGAAGCCAUCGACCUACCUGCCAUCCCGCUGGCUGCUGCAGAGAGCUUUAUGUCAAGGGCAGAGUGCCUCCAGCUUCACUACGACUUGGAGUUGUGUCACCUGGGAGCGGGUACUGAUGUCAAUGCCCUUCGAUCCCAGCGCAGAGACUGGCAGAGAAGGCUUAACUCACAGAUACAAAACAUUGCCCUGGAACUAGUGGUCAACAUCUUCAAAGGGGUCCAGGACUUUCUCAACCACGAGCACAGAGUUUUUAACAGUGAAGAAUUCCUGAGAACGAGGGAGCCGACAGAUCAGUUGUUUUACAAGAAGGUAUUAGAAACUCAUAUCUUUCACUCAUUCCUGCGAGACAGGCUGAACAGGAAACGGGACUCCUUCAGCCGCAUGGAGCUAAACCUGCAUAACCCUUCACACAGGCAUCGUGUUAUGACAGAGUCUCCCUGUCGUCCUCCAAUGUCUGAGUUGUCCAAGAGUGGCUACAGAAACAACACCAGUCCUGCCCACAUACUGAGCAAAAGAUUGGGAGCCAGUCUGCCUAAUCUAGAGCAGCCUUCCAGUGAUACUACAGCCUUUACAUUCAUCAACUUCAACGGGCCACACUCGCUUAGGAGGAUGACUCCUGAUAUUGGGUUAAAGUCUCCAACGUUACCUGUGAAAGUUUUCCGUCUCCCUGAGUUCCCACCACCGCUGGCCUAUCAUUAUGUCCAGAACUAUUAUUCUGACAUGGUUGCUUCACUGGGGAAGGCUAUUAAUGCUACACCACUUGAUGAAUCAGCCUUGUUGGCCAGGUACCAUUACCUCCGUGGUUUGGUAAACACUGUGUCCAACAAGCAUCUUAAUGCUUUAGAGGAUUUCCAGAGUCUUUACAAGACAGAUGCAGAAAUCUUCCCUUCUCAGAUGGUUAAGACUUUGGUGGACUCUUUGCCAGAAGCUGAACGUUUACAGGCGGACAGACGACCAGAGCUCAAACGCCUUAUCAGCCGGGUUAAAAGAGACCAGGAGCGGGAACGUGCAUGUCAGGGCAACAGGCAAGAGGAAGGCGCCGUGAAGCGCUUCCAGCUGCCAAAAAAAUACAUGCAGCUGGAAGAGUUUGUGAAAUGUGUUCAGGAGUCUGGCAUUGUAAAAGACCAAGGAACCAUUCAUAAACUCUUUGAUGCUCUAACUGUGGGUCAUCAGAAGCAGGUUGGUCCUGACUUAUUCAGGGUGUUUUACACCAUCUGGAAGGAAACUGAGGCUGAGGCUCAAGAGGUGUGUCUGCCAGCGUCUGUGUUAGAACACAUCGAGGCCAGUGAACGCGUCUUCAAGCUGUCAUCCUCCGUUAAGACGAGCCGCGGUGUGGGGAAGAUCGCCAUGACCCAACGGAGGCUCUUCCUGCUGACUGAUGGGCGACCCGGAUAUGUGGAGGUGGCGCAGUACCGAGAUUUAGAGGAGGUGAAGGUGUCCUCGGCUCCCUUCCUACUCCUGAGAAUCCCCAGUCUGAAGCUGCGUGUUCAUGGAAGGAAGGAGGCAUUCGAGGGCAAUUUGAAAACAGAAACUGAGCUUUGGAACCUGAUGGUCAAAGAGAUGUGGGCUGGGCGACUAAUAGCUGACCAACACAAGGAUCCCCAGUACAUGGAGCAGGCUCUGACCAACGCCCUGUUGAUGGACGCUGUGGUGGGAAGCCUUCAGAGCAGUAAAGCCAUCUAUGCAGCUUCAAAGCUGGCUCACUUUGAUCGUAUCAGGGUGGAAGUUCCGAUGAUGAUUCCCAAGACAACCUCAGAAACACUUAAGCACAAAAUUAACCCUUCACUGGAACUUGCUGCACCACAGGCUGUGGAUGUACUGCUUUAUACACCAGGUCAGUUAUGGGUGUCUGUGGGUGAGGGGAAGGUGAUGGUGUUUGAUCCCUCCAGCUGGUCCCUCACACACACCUGUCAAGUUGGGAAUGCAAGGCUGAACUGUAUGCUGGGAGUUGACAAGGAUCAGGUCUGGAUGGGCUCUGAGGACUCUGUUAUCUACAUUAUCAGUAUGGUGGCCAUGGUCUGCAACAGACAGCUGACUGAACACAGGGCGGAGGUCACUGGACUGGCACUCGACACUGAAAAAUACAGCCAAAAGGUGGCGUAUUCCUGCAGUAAAGAAGGCGCCGUCAUGGCGUGGGAUGUUUCUACAUUACAGGUUAAGAGGCACUUCAGGCUCUCCUGUGAUUGUCUGCAGUCUGUUCACAUCUGUAAUGGAGCUCUCUGGUGUUGUGCGAGGGACAGUAUAAUGGAGGUGUGGAGGAACGGCUCAUUAAAACACCGUAUGAAUUUGCCAGACCAACAAAGAGCCAAAAUUAGCUCUGUGCUGCUCUUAACUGAGAGAAAGGAGAUGUGGAGUGUGUGUGGAGACUCAGCAGAAGUGUGCAUUUGGUACAUUAAAGACACUAGCAAGCCGUUCCACCGCAUGACAUUACAGGACUGCACCGGAUGCUACUGCAUGAUUAAAGUUAAAAACCAGGUGUGGGUUGGGGGUGUUGGUCGCAGUUCAACCAAAGGAAAGGUUUACAUCAUUGACACAGAGCGCUAUGAGGUUCUGAAGGAACUCCACGGCCACAGUGACAAGGUGACGGCGCUGUGCUCAGCUGAAGACCGAUACGUCCUCAGUGGAGCUGGAAAACAUGAUGGAAAGAUCGCCAUCUGGAAAGCUGAAUAGAGAGAACUGGAACUUCUUAAAGCUGGAGAUCUGCUAAGACAUGAACCAUAAAGGAUCUCAGAAACCUGGAAAACUAAAGGGAAACUCUGCACUGAGAGAAGCAUCUCAAUCUGUUUCGCGGGUAUAUGAAGGAAUCAUCUGUUGGUCAUGUGAACCAACAUGUUUACAUAUAGUAUCAUCUGUAGUGCAGCUUUUCCUGCUUGUAAUGAAAACUAGCACUGACAGAACUGACAGUAUUUGUCAGUAAGAUGAAGGAUAAGUGACUGAAACGCAGACUGAGCUCAAGUUCUCCUUGAUAGUAUUUAAUUCAAAGUGCCUCACUUUUCUAAAGCUUUAUAGAUAGGAUGUACUGGAAAGACAAGUGAGAACAAUGUGUGACUGAGCCUCAGCUCCAGCUGUGUUUGAGAAGAAAAUCUGUAUCUCAGAGGAGUCAAACUACCAUGAAAACAAAGCUGAGGUUGGAGAUCUCACCCUCACUGUUGGAAAGCCCCAAAGAAGUUUGUUUAGAUAGAAAUGAUGCUUUAAUUGAUGUGUAAUAUGAUCACACAUGGUGAUGGGAACUGGACUUGAGGAAUAGGUGUAUGUCAGAGAAUCUCUACAAAAACAUGCCAUAGUCCUGAAAUAUGUUGAAACACACAGAAUAAGUCUACAGUAGUCACAGGAUUAGCCAGUUACUUGUCUCAUUAUUGUUUUUGUUUACUUUCCUGUAAGAACCUGCUGUGCUAGCAGUUCCCUCUGAAGAAGACCAGCAAAAACAAUAUAUUAACCUCAAUAAUUUUAAACAUUCACUUUUUUAUUCAAACUUUGCACGUUAAAAUGUAUUUAUAUUCUCUAGAUGCUCGUUUUCUUGCUAAAUGUUUAUCUCGCAAUAGUGUUAUUUGUAUUACUGAAACUGAUUCUCCACAUAUGGAGAGCACAAGGUUUUUCCUCAUAUUUUAUUUUUUCCCAACACUUUAAAAACAAUUUAAAAAGUUCCUUUGUUCCUUGGAUAACAGUUUUUACAUUUUGGACACAUUGUCAUCUGGGGUUCAAAGUUUCUACUUUUUAUUAUAAUAUUUAUACUGUAUAUAACCAAAGAACACAACAUGGAUCUUGUUUAUAACCUGAAAUGACAGUGGAACAACUCAACAACUUUAUUUAUUUAUAUGUUUUUUUGUUUUAUUAACUUUUGUAAUACUUGACAAGAAACUGUAUUUUCUAUCCAAGACCAUUAACACAAACAUUUAACAAGCAGUCAAUAUACUUUCAUAAAGGAACCAUUGAGAUUGUUGUCUUUUUUUAGGAAGCUUAAGAUUACUUCCUUUAAAUUUUAUUAUUUUAAUGCAACAAAGACUGACUACACCCAUAGCACAAUUCUCUCAUAAUGCAGCAAAAAUGCUUGUUUUAAGGGAUGACAGGCAACAAAGGUGGGAAAACUUUUAUUUUUUUAAUUAAAGCAACACUACAUAAGUUUCCCACCUUAAAACUCUGCUUCUGACUCAUUUUGGUGGCACACAGACAUUCAUUAUACACAAUCGCAAGAAAAGAGUCAAUACUGACUUUUAGUCGCUGGAGAGCGCUCAGAGAAGAGACAGGGUGCAAAGGGACGUUGAAUUAGCCUUGGUUAGGGGAUGCUAAAGGGGUAAAAUCUGUUUUAGCACAGCUUAAAAUUAGCUCAAUGGAAUUUUAAAAUCACACACCUGUCCCAGAGCAACAUACUGUAAGCAAGACAAAUUUUCACUUGUAACAUUUUUUAUGUAUUUCCCAGAGUUCACCACAAGAGGGCGUUGUUUGAUAAUAAAGAUGCAGAGGAUAAAGUCUGCGGUUAAGAUCUGAGAGCAAUUUUAUCAACUAGAAAAAAAUAAACAUGGUUCAAACUAUAUUUGAUUUUUAAUCUCUAUUAACUUUUUUUUAAGACAUUAAAAGCAUUUCUGAGAGGCUGAAGCCAUGAAACUGUGAACUGAAAUUAAAUGAGAGGUACUUUUUAACCCCCUGAAGAAAAUUCUAACAUUAUCUGGCUAUAUAUCCUAAACCGUUAACAUGGAGUUAAUAGUUUUAUGUUCUGAUAAAUUUUCAGUAAAUUAUUGAACAUAGAAAAUUUACUGUUGCUGCCAUGUUAAUGAAGUCAGUGAUUAAUUUAUACUCGAAAAAUCAUGUAAUUAUGAUUUAAAGCAUGCUGCCGGACAUG